ACAGAUUUGACGCAUACUGAUUCAUGGGUGGGACGGCAGGUCAGUCAAUCCUAUGGUCCCUUUCCAUGCAAUCGGACCAUUCAUACUACUGGGUUGGCAGGAGGAUUGAAUCAAUGCCUGCAUUGGCCAACACGAUCCACACUUCUCUUUCACGUUCCUCCCCCUGUCCUCCCUCUGUCGACGGCCAAGCAAAAUGCCUUUCUUGCGCGACCAAACCAACCAAGCAGACAGACAGCCGACGAGUGACUGAGAAACGAGGCAGGCAGGGCAGAACAGCAACGAGAAAUGCGUCCACACGACUACAACACGACUACAAACCUAUAUAUGUAUGUACAUGUACGCCAGCAAGCGCGAAAUGACCCCCGUGGGUUCUUGAGUAUCGCUUCAGAGUGUGAGUGUGUGCUCGAUGAGUUUGUCGUCGAUGGGGGUGGUCUGGAAGCCGAGCAUCUUGGUGAUCCCUGUGAACGUCGUGUUGUCCUUGCUGACUGUGGCGGUCAGCUGCAAUACGCACGCACGACAAACACAUGGACGAAUAUGACGCACAAGAGAGGGGGGAUUGGUGGUCGUCUGCUGAAGCUCACCGUUUUGAUGCCUUCUGUCUUGGCGAUCUCCACGAGCUUGGUCAUCAUUGCCGUGCCAAGGCCCUUGCCCUGCCAAUGGACAAACACACAAACACACAAAUGCCCAAUUGGUGUAUGUGCCCCGAGGUGGCAGGCAGGUGUCGCACCUGUGCAGCGUCGCGAAUGAGCAUGCGGUACUCGGCAGUGGUGUCGCGCAGACUCCGCUUGCGGUAAGCACAGAACCCCACCAUCCUGACACACACAACACAAGGGGGGAUGUACAUCCUUGUGGAUUCUUGACCCCUUGGCUCCGUUUUCCCUACCGCCCCUUGUCGUCGGUGGCGAUGAGGACGAUGCCCCUGUCGUAGAGCGAAAUGCCAGAGGAGGACAGAAUGAGAUGACGCCGAUCAGGUGAGUGAACCUGCGGUUACCGAUCGUAGUCGGUGUUGCACAGCUGGGACAGGCGGCUGUGGGCCGUCCGCUCAGCAAACGACACGUCCUUGAAAAACCGCUGGCGAAGGCUGUGCAACCAGAAACAAGGGAACGUGUUUCGGCAUCAGUCUCUCUGCGCCUGCGUGUGUGUACCUCACCUUCGCUCAGAGAUAUCGGUGUGGAACUCGAUUAACAGAGGCUCAUCCUGACAAACAAAGCGCAAUGUGCUCAUUAUCUCUUCUCUUUCCCUAUCUCUCUGGGGUUACCGAUGCACGGAUGGGUCUCACAGUGACAACCUCGUUGUUGCGUAGCGUCACUUUGGACACGUACUCCAAUGGGUAGCCGCGGAUGGCCACCUUGGGCACCUUUUGGCCAGGCUUGGCCACUAUGACGCGUGCAUCGAGGGCCAGCAGCUGGGACGGCGAGGCCAGCAGCGGGUUGAUGUCGCACUCCAUGAUCAGUGGCUGGUCAACCACCAUGGCAGAAAACGACACAAGUAUCUUCUCGAGCUCGGCGAUGUUGAUGGGCAGACGGCCGCGGAUCUGCACGCACACAAACAGUCCGGUCCAAGGGAAGAAGUCACGUGUAUAUGUUUCGGUCUGCUGACCCCCUGAAGCGCUUUGUAUAUCUUGGUUUCUUUCAUGAGAGCGCGGGCAGUGACGCUCGUGAGGGGUGGCAGGGCCAACGAGGUGUCAUGCAUCACCUCCACCAAUGUACCGCCAGAGCCAAACACCUGCAUGCCCCAACAAUCGCAUACAGACGCGUGGCUCGGCAUUUCAUGUGAGUUGUGGGUUCACUUACAACAACAGGGCCGAACUGUGGGUCGACACUGGAUCCGACCAGCAGCUCGUAGCCACUCAAAUCAGCCAUUUGUUGCACCGUCACGCCCUGUUCAUUUACGCACAACAACACACACUACGUGUGAGAUUUAUGUACAGGCCUCAGGCUUGACCUGGAAGUCCUCUGGUGAGUAUUUGGCGGCGACGUUCUUUUGGAUAAGGUCGAACGCCUCCCGCACCAUGUCCUCAGAGCUGAGAUUCAGCUGCACGCCCCCCACGUCGGUCUUGUGCGUGAUGGUCUCAGAGUUGAGCUUCACAACCACAGGAUAACCCAGCUGCGCCACAUGACAGUCACAGAGAAAGAUGUGGGAAACAACUGUGCGCAUGGGUGUGAGUGCUCCUUGGGUGCCUGUACGUCUCGUGCAGCCGUGACAGCGUCUUCAACGGUCUCGCAGAGGAUGGUCUCGACCACGGGGAUACCGUAGGCUUUCAGAACCUUCAAACAUGCCACGGCAAACACAGAAUGACGGCAGUCUUCCUCUACCUGGCUUCCUUACACGUACUUGUUUCGACUCCAGUUCCGUGAGGAUGCUUCGAUCACUGUUGCUAACGUCCUGCAGGAGCCCCUUGACAGCUCGCUGCUUCUCGAGCAGCUCGGGCGUCACUUCAAUGCGAGCCUGUCGAUACAUCCACACGACACGCACGCACGUGUGUAAGUAAGUAUGAAUUGUUGAUGCCGUCAGUCGGUGCGUGGCCGUACCGUGGGAGUCUCGUACAACUUAAGUUCAGACAAUCAGCAAACGCAUGCCUAUGCAGUCGUCCAUUCAUUUAUUCUGUCUGUCUUAUGGCGUGCUUGCCUUCUCGAGGCGAGAUCUCAGGCUCCAGAUCUUGGCAAACACCGCAGCGGCACUGAUGAAACGGACAAACUCAGUCAUGAUCCUUCGCCUCACCCAUUUGGUAGAUCACCUGUCCGGGUACGGAAUUGAAGGCACUCCGUUCUGUUCAUUUCAGCCCGCGUACAUGCGUAAAUAAAAUAGACACGGAUUUGAAUAUGCCUGGAUAUGUCGGAGGAAAUGACCUUAUUGAGGAGCUGGGCACCGCGCUCAACCUCAGAACCUACACGUACAUACACCAAGGUACAACACCUACUUGCAUACACUUACAGAGGUGAAACAUAAAGAGUCGCGUACCUCCCAUCCAGCUCGCGAUCACAGGCACACGAGAUUUGUGGGCGGAUGGCAGCACCAUCUCGGCUGUGUCUGCGGACACACGAGGUGACGGAAGUGCAAUGCUGGUACCAUGGCAAAGCGAGAAGUGUACGCAUGCAAAAUGCCUCUCACUUGUAGGCUCCGUCAUGUCCUAAGCGCAGAGGCGGCAACACCCGAUUCACACACAAAGUAUCGUCCGUCUUCGCGUGCAGUUACCUGCGGUGAGAGUACGACCAGCAUUCCGUCACUGUUGGGGUCCUCGGCCACAACCUCCACUGCCUUGGCAUACGUCUCAGGCGACGCAUCACCCAACACGUCAACAGGAUUGGAGUGGCUCCAAGCUGGAGGAAGAAACUGGUUCAGUCUGCACACAAAUACAUAUACACACGUGUACAUGGCUUCUGGUGUACGCGGCACGUGUUGGCUCACUUGUUGAUGGUCGACUCAUCGAGUGUGGCAAUCUCAGCGUCGUUGAGAGCAGCAGCAUCCGUCGCCAGCACGCCAGGACCACCGGCAUUCGUGAUGAUCACCAAACGGGGACCUGCAUACCAGGACGCGCAUACACUCUGCGACACGUCACCCGCGUAUUGGUAGGCCCCGUCUUACCCUUUGGCAGGUUUUGUUUUGCGAGUGUGAGUGCGACAUCGAACAGCUCUCCGAUGGUGUCAACUCGCAAAACGCCUGCAGAAGGGACGGGCAGCCCAUUGUGUUCCACUUGCUCAUGCGUGUAUGCGUGUUCCACAUCAGACCUGCGCGCUUCAUGGCGGCAUCGAAGAUGUUAUCAGCGCCCGCAAGCGAACCCGUGUGGGACGAGGCAGCCUUGGCAGCAGCCUGCACGCAGAAGUGCGGUGUGUACUUGAUGGGUGUGGUGUGCAUUGUGGGUGGCUGACUGCUUGCCUCGGUCCGGCCAGCCUUGAUGACAAUCAAAGGCUUCUUCAGCGCGACCUCCUUGGCAGCGGACAGAAAGGCACGCGCGUCGCCUGUUUGACCAAGGCACAGCAAGAAAGCACGAGGCCGCAAUAUAGAAGAACAUGUAAACCUCAUUGCUGUCUUCAGUUCGUACCGAUUGCUUCCAUAUACAUCAAUAUGGAAUCAGUGUGAGGAUCCUUGCCUUAAGAUCAGAUCGGACGGAUCAGACACCUUUCUGCCAUGUGCAUGUCCUGGGAUUUGCUGCCUGCAUUACCGAGGUAGUCGAUGAGGUCUGCCCAGUUGACAUCAGCCAUGGAGCCUAUCGAGACGAACGCCGAGAAUCCGAUCUUCUCCUUGAGUGACCAGUCCAGCACCGAAGUGCACAUCGCGCCCGACUGAGAGAUGAAACCGAUCUUCCCGGGCAGGGCCAUCUCUGACGGCAACAGGUGAGUCAGCAUCAUAGCUACGCACUAGACGUCAGCGCCCACUCACCUGACGCAAAUGUCGCGUUCAGACCAACGAUCGGAUUCAUGAGCCCCUGCAAACGCACAAGAAUAGCCACACGCGUUGGCAUAUAGUGGUCUUGUCCGCACCAGGCAGUUGGGCCCGACGAUGCGGAUGCCGCCCUUCGCCGCCGUCUCUAACAGCUGCACGCAUGUGGCAGACGCACACAGGAAAACUCAUGUCAAACGCAUGGAGGGAAAGCAAGUGACUUUUUGAGUUUCUGUGUUACUUGUUCUUCCAACUUGACGCCCUCUGGACCUAUCUCCUUGAACCCUGCAGAGAUGACUACCGCACCUCGAACGUUCUUCUCGACACACUCUGCCAUCAGGGCCGGGAUGCCCUUUGAAGAAUACCCAGAGCACCACAUCUCAGCAAUGAAGGAACGAGUAGUGAACCUACCUUAGACGGCGUGACGAUCACAACCAGGUCGACGUCACCAGGAAUCGCCUGUCACAUGCACGAAGCAUGCACUCGCUCCUACGGCGUACGUCUACGACACUGCCUUUUCACCUACCUUGACGGAAGGGAAGCAUUGCACUCCCAUGACCUCUUCACGCUUGGGAUUCACUGCAUAUAUGGGCCCGCUGAACCCGCCCGUGACGAGGUUGCGCAUCAGUGUGCCGCCCACACCUGCGAUCAGAAGACACCCACGUGCAAACAACCGUCACCUGAUCACCCAUGUGCCCCGACACCCUCACUUCUCGGCUUGUCUGUGGCCCCAAUCACUGAAGAGGGGAGGAGAAAAGAAAACAGAAAACACUCCAUAUGCGCCACAGAGGAAUGCCUUUUACAUUUUCAUUCGUACCAGCGACAGAGCGCGGCGUGAAGAUGGGACUGAGCCCGCUGUCUUGCACCGUCAUGAUGGCCUCGACAGGAUCUGGGGGCGCCGUGGCAAAGUCGACCUCCUUCCAUGUUGAAGAACUGACACUCGAAGAGAACCGGACGGGCAGCUUACUGAGGAAGCUGUAGGCGAGAACAGAUGUGGGAUGGCUGAUGAUGCUGGCUCCCAGGCCCGUCUGUGGGAGAAGGCUGCUGCCCUGCCGCCGGGCACCAGCAGCCGCCACACGCAAAGUGCUCGCGAAGCGAGGAAACAUCUCGAACCUCGUGAGGUGGUGGCGACGGUCGUGCAGGGGGCCACACGACGAGAGGGCGCGCGAAAACGGCCCGGGGGAGAGAAGGGAGAAACUACUACUAG
Vitrella brassicaformis is the source of this 5587-nucleotide messenger RNA. Lineage: Eukaryota; Vitrellaceae. The record is from the annotation of a GenBank genome assembly.